Colletotrichum destructivum is the source of this 1923-nucleotide messenger RNA. RefSeq names its product Putative major facilitator superfamily, MFS transporter superfamily. Bases 216 to 1691 code for a protein of 491 amino acids. Gene Ontology annotation, molecular function: transmembrane transporter activity. The record is from RefSeq and is a predicted model, not a curated record. Gene Ontology annotation, biological process: transmembrane transport. NCBI's taxonomy places the organism in Eukaryota, Fungi, Ascomycota, Sordariomycetes, Glomerellales, Glomerellaceae. The transcript has 10 exons. Gene Ontology annotation, cellular component: membrane.
CUCUGAAAAUGAUGAUAAAUAGCAGGUCCUGGCUGUUUUUUCAAAGUCAAUGAGUUCGAUUUUUAAAGGUGUCGACAGAGUUUGAUACCACAGGGUCCAUCCAUUUUAUGCUUAAUUUUGUAGGCCACGAACUUUUCCCUUCAAAGUUAGCCCGGCCCUGUUGAUCUUUUUCGGCAACCACCUGACCCGGAACUCAAACUUCAGAAGCCUACAAAAUGGCUGCAAGUGAGAAACGUUCACCAUCGGCGGAGCGCGAUAAGCACACCGUCAAUCACGUCGACAGCGUUCUCCAGGACGAGAAGCCCAUCCCGCAGGAUGAGGAGAACCGUGACUGGACAGGGUCCGCGAAGAAGACUGAUCCUGAAGAGAUCAGACUUGUACGGAAGCUGGAUUGGCGGAUAAUGCCGACACUCUGCGUCAUGUAUUUCUUGAACUACGUCGAUCGAAAUGCCAUCGCUCAGGCUCGACUCAAUAACUUGGAAGACGAUCUGGGCAUGUCCGGCACGCAGUUUAACACCGCGGUUUCGAUUCUCUUCGUCGGUUACGUCCUCAUGCAGAUCCCUUCAAAUAUGUUGAUCACCAAAAUCCAGCCGGGCCUGUACAUGAGCGCUUGGAUGCUGGUUUGGGCUGUGGUCUCUGGUUGCACGGCGCUAGUUCAAAACUACGCAGGUCUCGUCGUAUGCAGAUUCUUCUUGGGUAUCACUGAAGCUCCUUUCUAUCCUGGCGCCACUUACAUGCUUUCAAUAUUCUAUACCCGCAAAGAGGUCGCCUCCCGCAUUGCUGUUCUCUACUGCGCCCAGAUCCUCGCCACCGGCCUCUCCUCUCUCAUUGCUGCCGGCAUCUUCGCCGGCAUGGACGGUCUUAGCGGCAUCUCUGGCUGGCGCUGGCUGUUCAUCGUCGAAGGAGCUGUCACGGGCUUUGUCGCCAUCUUCGGCUUCUGGCUCCUCCCUAAUACGCCGCUGACGACGCGUUGGCUGAACGAACGUGAGCGCGAGCUCGCCCACUCCCGCAUGGAGAAGGACAAGCUGUCCGACUCGGACGAGAACAAGGCCUCGGCCAUGGACGGCCUCAAGCAGGCCGUCCGCGACAAGCGCACUUGGUUGUUCUGUUUGAUGCAGAACUUUCAUCUCAGCGCUUGCUCGUUCAACUCCUUCUUCCCCACUGUUGUCAAAACCCUUGGCUUCAACACUACAGUCACUCUCGUGAUGACUUGCCCGCCCUUCAUCUUUGCGGGCGCUGCCGGCAUCUUCUUCGGUUGGAGCUCCGGAAGGCUCCACGAGAGGACAUGGCACAUCACCACCGGAUUGGGAAUCGCUGUCGUCGGUUUUGUCUUGGCUUCUGCGACACUCAACACAGCGGCUAGAUACGUCGCCUGCUUCAUCUUCGCCAUGGGCGCCUACUCUGUGAACAGCGUAAUCAUUGGCUGGGCCUCGUCAACUCUUUCGCAGACCAAGGAAAAGAAGGCAGUCGUUCUCGCCAUGACGAAUGUCGGAGGACAGAUUGGCUACAUCUACGGCGCAUACCUGUGGCCCAGUACCGACUCACCCCGGUACGCCAUUGGGUUUGGUGCUUCGGCCGGCUUCUCGCUGCUCUCUAUCUGCUGCGCGUGGUGGAUCCGUAUCCUGCUGGUCAGGGAGAACAGAAGGAUCCGGGCUUCCACCUCGGAACAAGUGAACUUGUACGGAUACUAAAAGGUUGGAUGAAUGUUGUGGGUUUUCUGAGUGGUACUUGAAGUCCCGCAAAAGACGAGAAAUCAAGUCUCAAAUAUGCAGAGAGAAGUUUGAUUAGAUUGUCUGCAGUCCCAAACUUCCCCAAGAGAGGCACGGGUGUUGGAUAUUGAUACCAUUUAGUGUGAGGAUGCAGGUGGAUGAACCUUUUUCUUUCUGGGUGAUAACUCAGAUACCCCAAUGAACCUUUUCUCUU